Messenger RNA from Prorocentrum cordatum, 1314 nucleotides. The record is from the annotation of a GenBank genome assembly. Lineage: Eukaryota; Dinophyceae; Prorocentrales; Prorocentraceae.
AUGAAGAGGUACCACACGCGCAUCCUGCAGACGAGCACCGAGAAGUCCGUCCACAAGAAGAGCACCAGGGUCGUCGGCACCAGUGCGUGGAUCAGCAGCCGCACCUCCCUGAAGACACAGUCGAGGAUCGCGCCGCGCAUCUCGAUUACCAUGCGGAUCGAGAGCACCAGAACGAGGAGCAUGAGCGCCACCAUCAGCAGCGGCCGCGACAUCGCAUACAUGCUCACGCAGAUCGGCUUCAUCAGCUGCCUCGGCCAGGGCACGAACGGGAUGGUGAACAGCGCUAAGAGGAAGAACACCAGGGGCAGGGAGAUCCAUUCCCCGAGACAUCUCAUAGAUCUCAGGAGCACUGCGACCAGCAGCACGCUCACGCCAGAGAGAUGCAUCCAAGGGCGUCGCCGACGCAAGUUCUGGACAAAGUCGAGAAAGCCGAACGUGUUCCACAGCAACCGCAGCCUCAGUGGUCGCCUCAAGAUGGGAGUACCUGCAGCCAAUAUCAUAACGGCAAAGAGGAAAAUACUUGCAUGCCACUUUCGUCGCGAUCCGCGGACCGACGUCAAAGAUCUUCAGACAGUGGAAAUCGUAUACGCCGCAACCAGCAACCACCCGAUCGCCAGGACGAAGAAGAGAACCGCCACCAGCAGCAGCGGACGCCUCAGCCCGAGCAUGCUCGCGCAGAACGGCAUCGGCAAAGUCGUCGUUCCACUCGAGAUCGUCACAUUCGACAAGAGCACCAGCGUCAUCAGCACCAGUAAGCUGAUCAGCAGCCGCAUCUCCCUGAUGACCCAGCCGAAGAACGCGCUGAGCAUCGCCAUCACCACGUGGAUCGAUAGCACCAUGAGGAAGCGGACGAAGCCACCAGCAGCAGCGGGCGCGCCAGCGCAAACAUGCACACGCAGAACGGCUCCAUCGGCAGCCUGGGUCCGGGCAGAGACCGUGGCCUCAGAAGGAGAAGAAUCCGAAUUUCGAAGAUUAUCACCAGCACGAGGUGCAGCGCCCGCCACGCCUUUCUCUUCGAACCUCCGCAGCUCGAAUUCCUUAUCGAUGUUCCAGUCGAAGAGGCCGUCACACUCAGGAGACGAAGAAGGAGCGCACACCCCAGGCGGCGAACAGGAAGGCGGAGAAGACGAGCGUUUGUUCACCUGCAGCUCAGCGAUGAAUGACGCCACCUGCGGGAUAUCAGAGUCGAAGCAGGUUGCGAUCCGGAAGACCACAGGCUGGUGGAAGGAGGCGAACAUCGACUGCAGACCGAGCGAGAAGACAGAGAGCAUGUGCGACGCAGUCCCGAUGUCCGCCAACACAGCACCACGAUGA